UGCUGUUGAUUUUCGAUGCUAAAUCCGCGUCUGAAAGAUGCCUCGUGUCAGCGGGGUCAUCGUCAGAGGCACUGUUUGCGCCGCGACCGGCAUCGCGAGCUCAGUACGAGAAUCGGUAUCGAGAGAGAUGCUUCGUUACGGUGUACGCGGACAAAUCGUCUGCUUGGAGAAGCUUGAGGCGUUGGGAAACAUUCGCGAGGCGUCCAGUCUGACAAUUUCGAAGACUAGCGCGAGAGAUGCCGUCCCUAAGUGCCGUUCGAGGUGUUUGAUCGAUUUGGAAAGACGGUCGGGAGCCCGCCGUUUCUCGAUCACGCAGGCGCCGAAUCCAAGGAAAACAAGCUUGUACGAUCUUCACGUGGAAAAUCGAGGUAAAAUCGUCAACUUCUCCGGAUGGCUACUCCCGGUGCAGUACCGAGAGGCGAUAGCCGCGUCCCAUCAACACACCAGAACCUUCGCGUCGCUUUUCGAUGUCAGUCACAUGAUGCAAACGCGAGUUUCCGGUCGCGAUGCAGGUGACUUCCUGGAAAGUCUCAGUACGAGCGAUCUGAAGAACCUGCAGAAGGGUUCCGCGGUGCUUACGGUGUUCACCAACGAGAACGGAGGCAUUGUGGAUGAUCUCAUCAUCACCAAAGACGAUGAGAACUCGUUCUUCGUGGUGUCGAACGCUGGUAGGCGAGAAGAGGACUCUGAUCUACUGCUUCAACGACAGGAGGAGUUCAAGGCAGAAAAGAAAUCGGUGUACCUAGAAUUCCUGGAUCCCGAGGAGCAGACACUGGUUGCGUUACAAGGACCUACCGCUGCAUCAGCCCUGCAAUCGAUGCUGCAAAUCAAUUUACAAAACCUGAGAUUCAUGAACAGCGUAGAGACAGAAUUACUGGGGAAUCAAGUCAGAGUGACUCGUUGCGGAUACACGGGGGAAGACGGUUUCGAGAUCUCGAUGCCAUCCGAAAUUGCCUGUAAACUGGUUCAGAAGAUUUUGGAGACGCCUAACACGAAGUUGGCGGGUCUGGGAGCCAGGGAUAGUUUGAGGUUAGAGGCUGGACUUUGCCUGUACGGUCAUGAUAUUGACGAGAACACUACUCCGGUUGAAGCUGGACUAACUUGGCUAGUAGCGAAGAGAAGAAGAGCUGAAGCGAACUUCCCAGGUGCCCAGAAAAUUCUAUCACAGAUCAAAUCAGGCAGUGACAAGAAGCGAGUAGGGUUGUCGAUAGUGCAUGGACCGCCAGCUAGAGAGGGUGCCAGCAUAUUAACACCGGAAGGUGAACGAGUAGGUAAGAUCACUUCCGGAGGUCCCAGUCCAACCCUCGGACGAUCUGUCGCUAUGGGUUAUGUUCCUACGGAGCUGGCUCAGUACGGCAGAGGAGUAUUGGUCGAAGUUCGUGGAAAAACUUACAAAGCCACUGUUACGAAAAUGCCUUUCGUGAAGACGAACUAUUAUAACGCAAAGUGAUCGAUAACUUCUGUAUUUAGUUGUCGGGUUCGUCACGAAGUUUCAACUUCGGAGUUUUUAAUGAACUACAAUGAUUGCGGUUCGAUAUUUAUACAUGUUUGUGUGACUUCGAAGAAGAAGCAAAAAGUAUUCUAUUUGAGAAGCAUUCUGUUACCAGGUAACAGUCAUUAAUCGCUAUUUUUUAUGAAUCAAAAAUUGUACUGUAUUGAAGUAAAGGAUUUUUACAAUAAA
Molecule: messenger RNA, 1681 nt
Organism: Megachile rotundata (alfalfa leafcutting bee)
Lineage: Eukaryota; Metazoa; Arthropoda; Insecta; Hymenoptera; Megachilidae
Product: aminomethyltransferase, mitochondrial
Biological process (GO): glycine catabolic process
Cellular component (GO): glycine cleavage complex; mitochondrion
Molecular function (GO): protein binding; aminomethyltransferase activity
Source: RefSeq, a predicted model, not a curated record